Molecule: messenger RNA, 2960 nt
Organism: Coregonus clupeaformis (lake whitefish)
Lineage: Eukaryota; Metazoa; Chordata; Actinopteri; Salmoniformes; Salmonidae
Product: peroxisome proliferator-activated receptor gamma-like
Exons: 6
Coding region: 82-1770 (562 amino acids)
Biological process (GO): negative regulation of transcription by RNA polymerase II; positive regulation of transcription by RNA polymerase II; regulation of lipid metabolic process
Cellular component (GO): nucleus
Molecular function (GO): RNA polymerase II cis-regulatory region sequence-specific DNA binding; zinc ion binding; nuclear receptor activity
Source: RefSeq, a predicted model, not a curated record
CUCCUUGAUAGCUUUAUUUAUAGUAAAUUAAGAUAUUCAUACUGUUAGUUGACCUCUUCACUGCUGUCUUCUUAUCCAGAGAUGGUGGACACACAGAGAGCUGAGUGGCCCAUGAUGAGUUUUGGGCUGGGCACAUUGGACCUGGCAGAGAUGGACAACAGGAUGAAUAGUUUUGACAUGAAGACCCUGUCAACCCUGGACCACCCUUACCUCCCCUCCCUGGAGUACAGCCUCAACAGUCCCCACCACCACAGCCCAGACAGAAACCACUCAUUCAACCACAGACCAGACAGAAACUACUCAUUCAACCACAGCUCAGACAGAACCCACUCAUUUAAACACAGCCCAGACAUAAAUCAGUCAUUCAACCACAGUUUAGACAUAAAUCAGUCAUUCAACCACAGCCCAGACAGAAACCACUCAUUCAACCACAGCCUACACAGAAACCACUCAUUCAACCACAGCCCAGACACAUUCAACUACCCAUACAACUACACAUUCAGCGAGUACCAAUGUUCGGUAAAAGUGGAGCCCAUGUCCCCUCUUUGGUCUAGCAACUGUAGCGUUGUCAGCCUGUCCAGACCCCCUCUUCACUCCAAGUCCCCCACUUACACAGACCCCAGCACUCUGCUCUACAUUGACUGCAGAGUAUGUGGGGACACGGCAUCAGGCUUCCACUAUGGGGUGCAUGCCUGUGAGGGCUGCAAGGGAUUCUUCCGCAGAACCAUGCGGUUAAAACUGGUGUAUGACCACUGUGAUCUGCAUUGUCGGAUUCACAAAAAGAGCCGGAAUAAGUGCCAGUACUGUCGCUUUCAGAAAUGUCUGCUAGUGGGCAUGUCACGCGAUGCCACCCGCUUCGGCCGGAUGCCCCAGGAGGAGAGAGAGAAGCUGCUGGCUGAGUUUAUGGAUAUGACCCCCAGGAGCCCAGAGUCAGCGGACUUGAGAGCCUUGUCCAGACAGCUGUGUCUGUCCUACCACAGACACUUUCCCCUGACCAAGAGCAGGGCCAGAGCUAUCCUGUCUGGGAAGACCCACGGAAACUCACCGUUUGUCAUCCAUGACAUGAAGUCUCUGACGGAGGGUCAGGACUUUAUAAACUGUAGACAGUUCCCUUUCCUGGAGCACCAGAGGUCUGUACUGCCUCCUCAAGAGCCUGCUGGAGAGCUGGAGCUCUCCUUUUUCCGCCAGGUUCAGUUCCGCACCGCUGAGGUUGUACGAGAAGUCAUAGAGUUUGCCAAGAGCAUCCCUGGGUUCACAGAGCUGGACAUGAAUGACCAGGUGACCCUGCUGAAGUACGGGGUCAUCGAGGUCAUGUUGAUCAUGCUGGCGCCGCUGAUGAACAAGGACGGCACACUGUUCGGCUACGGACAGAUCUUCAUGACCCGGGAGUUCCUCAAGAGUCUGAGGAAGCCCUUCUGUGAGAUGAUGGAGCCAAAGUUUGAGUUUGCGGUAAAAUUCAACGUGCUGGAGCUGGACGAUAGUGAUAUGGCGCUCUUCCUCGCCGUCAUCAUCCUCAGUGGAGACCGUCCAGGCCUGGUGAAUGUGAAGCCCAUCGAGGACCUCCAGGAGGCAGUACUGCAGGCCUUGGAGCUGCAGCUGAAGACCAUCCACCCAGACUGCCCUCAGCUGUUUGCCAAGCUGCUGCAGAAGAUGACCGACCUGCGGCCGCUGGUGGCCGACCACGUCCGCCACAUCCACCUGCUCAAGAAGCAUGAGCUGGAGAUGUGUCUGCACCCCCUACUACAGGAGAUCAUGAGGGACCUGCACUAGAGUAGUGGAGACUAUACACUGUGAUUUAUACUAUACAGCAGAGGCUACUGAUAAUAAUGGCUGGAACAACACAAAUGGAAUGGCAUUCCCCCUUAUUCCACUCCAGUCAUUAACACGAGCCUGUUCUCCCCAAUUAAGGGAAGAUACAUAGUCAGUUGUACAAGUGAAUGCAUUCAACUGAAAUGUGUCUUCCGCAUAUCAACUGAAAUGUGUCUUCUGCGUUUAAUCGUCAUCCACUUCAUCCGAGGAACAGUGGGUUAACUGCCUUGCUCAGGGGCAGAAGGACAGAUUUUUACCUUCCUAAUAAAUACUUAAAGUACAGUUUAAUGUUGCCAUCUGCUGGUGAAUAUGUUAGAGAUGCCAUUGCUUUAUGAUGUUAUGCAAUGUCAUGAUAUACCACUGUAGCUGAGGCAAAGCGUGUCAGUGCUCAUGUUAAGGUAACUUUAAAGAGCCACUGAACAUGCAGAUUGGCACGUGUUUUUCUGUUGCUCAUUAGAAAAACGAGAUUUCAGUCUUGGAGGUGUUUCCUGGCCGAUUCCGCGUUUGGUUAAUGAUGUUUGUCCCCCACGAGACACUGUAGAUGCAGAAGCCUAUUUCACUUCUUCAAAAUCCCCAGAAUGAAUCUACGAUAACUCAAGAAAUCGGUAAUAAAUGUUGACGUUUUUGACGAGGAUGUUUUAGUUGCCCAAUUUUACACCUUUCUAAGGUGUUUAGUGCAGUAUUUUUCAAGUUAAUAAAUGUGCGACGUGUUGUCUUACGUAAACAGUCAGAGCUGCUGGGCAGGUCUGUCUCACUGUCUAUGCUAUUGGAUAGAGAGCGAUCGCCGCAGCUGUUCACCCCAUGUUAGUGGGCAAAUGGACAUCGUCAAAUCAAAACCAAACCUUCAUUUACCAGUUGUGAUGCACGGAUGUUCCAAAAGUAUCAUAUUUACACUUUAGUAAAUGUUGACACUAGAAUAACUGUUUCUGACUCCUAUUGAUGCCACAUAGGCAGUUUUCAAAGGGAUUCGUUGCUUUUUAAAGGCAGUCACUCUUUAAUGACUGUGAUUAUUGCUAUACAUAGUGUAUUCUAUCUACAAUGAGAUAUGGCAUGGUUAAAAUUCUUUAGUUUAUUAAAAACAUAAUUGGGGAAAUGGUACAAUAGUUAUUUUGCCACAGUGAAUUCAUGUGCAGCACAGGUAGUAGACCUGU